AGAGCAUUCUGCAACUCCAAAGAUUUCUCAAGUUCCUCUUCAUUUAAGCAUAAUCAUUUCCAGAGAGACACCAAAAAUGUUCAACAAAAUCAAGAAGGUGCUAAUSCUGGCAUUCAACUGGAUUCUAUACGCUGUUGGUGAUACCAAUACCUGCCAAGUCACCGUAAUGCAGCCCAGGUACAAGGAAGCUGAGGAAUCUGCGGACACCGUCACCCUGCCAUGCACGUUCUCUGCCCUGGGAUGCUCGCCGGUCGAGCCUCAAGCUCUGUGGUUUCGCUUUUUUACUAACAGGCAUGAAGAUCUGUGUACCCCGAAAUGCACAGAUGCUCACAAGUUCCAAGUAYACUCAUCGCCAAAGAGUGUUUCACUUCAGAUCAGUAAUCUGACCCCAAAUGACAGUGCUGUCUACUUCUGUGGAAUUGCAUUUUCAGAUUCAUGGUCACCCCAUUCUAAGCAAACGGGAGGCGGGACCGUGUUAGUGAAAACAGGGGCUGAGAAGCACAAUACUGAAAAUCUUACUUCAAUGAUCAUCACCUUAUCCUUACUGCUUCUAUACAGCAUUGUCAUAUUCACAAUCCUUAUACUUCAUAAGCUAAAACCAGAACUGCUGAAGAAAAGCAGCAAAGCAGACCACAGAACAGAGAAUUGUAAAAUCAGUAGCGGACGAAAAAUUUUUCAAGCAAUUGCCCAAGAACUUCAGAAGCAGAGGUAUGCUGAAGACUGCCAACAGCCUGAUCACUUGGAAGAUGACACUGUUUAUCAGAACAGAUGAGUAUGUGCUGUAGCAUAGACAUGCUCAGUAUUUCUGAGGCAACUGAAGAGGUAGAUAAAGAAGUUCACCUUCUUCACACACUUUGCUUUAACAGGAAAAUAGCACCCCUAAGAGUAUAUUCUAAACAGAUCCAAACUGAGCACACUGAACAUUACACUCUCAUACAUCUCUCCCUCUCUGCAAGAAUGAAAAGAGUGGAAACGGACUUUACCUUUUGCAA
This is a messenger RNA of Nothoprocta perdicaria, 992 nucleotides long. RefSeq names its product immunoglobulin superfamily member 6 (gene IGSF6). The transcript has 6 exons. The coding region runs from base 77 to 772 and encodes 231 amino acids. The record is from RefSeq and is a predicted model, not a curated record. NCBI's taxonomy places the organism in Eukaryota, Metazoa, Chordata, Aves, Tinamiformes, Tinamidae.